Molecule: messenger RNA, 837 nt
Organism: Polypterus senegalus (gray bichir)
Lineage: Eukaryota; Metazoa; Chordata; Cladistia; Polypteriformes; Polypteridae
Product: insulin
Exons: 3
Coding region: 47-388 (113 amino acids)
Cellular component (GO): extracellular region
Molecular function (GO): hormone activity
Source: RefSeq, a predicted model, not a curated record
GUAAAGCCAGACACGCAUCCUCUGACCACAGCUGUACUGAACAAGGAUGUUACCCUCUCAGCCCAAACUUUUCUUGACCGUGUUGGUGUUAAUCAUCACAGCUCCUUAUGGUACUCAGGGAGGGGUCACCCAGCACUUGUGUGGAGCUCAUCUGGUGGAAGCUUUGUUUUUUGUGUGUGGAGAGAAGGGGUUCUUCUACACCCCUGGCCGUGGCAAACGGGAGGAGGCAGUUGAGAUACUCAUGAAGCAAGACGCACCUUACAGUCGUGAUGCACGAUUUCUACUAGAACAGAGCAUCGAUGAUGGGAAAGCCAAGAGGGGCAUCGUGGAGCAAUGCUGCUACUACUCCUGCACCUACUACGACCUGGAGAAUUACUGCAACAGUUAGGGAAUGCGAUGGUCGAGGUGGGAGGGGAGCAUGCGGGGCGUCAGUGGUUUACCGAAGGCAGCUGAGCGGUGUGUCAGAGUGAGAAGGUGCGGAACAAGAAAAAAAUGGAAAUAAAAGAGGACAAGACGGGCAGUGAUUGAAAAGCAAGAUAAAUGAGUCUGACAGGCAGUGUGGAACUCGUCUCGUCUGAUCACGUAGUGGGUCAAAUGUUACAGGCUCUGCGCUCAUCAACCCGCUAUGCAGGAAGCUGCGAGGACGCAAAGCAAGCGACGAGUCACCGUUAGAGAAUGUCAGGCAUCCGAGACUCGGACAACGCACUCCGAACCACACUCGCCCUCCGCAUCGCACCUUCCUGGAAUCUGUGACCUUGUUUACCUGCUGAUUUGUGCCGGACAUGCUGCUCUCCCGCUUGCUGCUGCCAUACGCACGUACUUGAAACAUUUGGUUUG